AGUUUCGCGACCCAUCCUGCUUCAAAAACAAUGGUUGCAAUCUCCAAUCUCAUUAAUGGCGGACUUCUCCUCGUGGAUCAGCUGUUUUAUAGGGAUUUAGCUUCACCAGAACAGGCAUCGGUGGAAUCUUACAACGUCGUAAGAUUUUUGGGUGGAUCUGGGCCUUAUGUGCAACAUCCUGGUUUUGGAAUCUCCACAGAUAUCCCAGACCAAUGUUCUUUGAAACAGGUGCAUUUGAUGUCUAGACACGGUGAGAGGUUUCCAUCUCUGAGUUACGGGAAACGGUUUGAGGCAAUCAUGGACAAAGUGAAAUUAUACAAUGGAACUUUUAGAGGGGAGUUGGAAUUUUUCAACGACUAUACAUAUUUUGUUGACAACGAGAACAACUACGAGACGGAGACAACUUCAAUCAACUCGGAGGGAACAUUUUCAGGAACAACUGAUGCUAUGAAGCACGGGCUAUCAUUUAGGGCUAAAUACAACUCGUUGUUCAAUGCGUCUGCUGAGACACUCAAAGUAUUCACUGCCAAUUCUGCCAGAGUUCAUCAAACGAGCAACUAUUUUGCCAGAGGCUUCAUGGGUGACGAAUAUUCAGAUGAAGCUGUGGAAUAUUAUAUCUUGGAUGAGGAUGCAAGUAUGGGCGCCAACUCCAUGACACCAAGCUACGGCUGUCUUAAUUAUCAAUGGGACAUAAACGAGGAUAUUGUUGGUCAAUACAAUGAGUCGUACUUAGAUGGUGCGAGAAAGAGAUUGAUGAAAGACAAUGAAAAAUUCAACUUGACCACUUCGGACGUCAAGAAUAUGUUCCAGUGGUGUGCCUAUGAAAUCAAUGUCCGUGGCUCUUCGCCAGUUUGCGAUCUAUUUACAAAUGAAGAAUAUGUCCGCUACUCAUAUUUCCAAGACUUGGACAACUACUAUGCCAACUCUCAUGGAAACAAUUUGAGUGCCACUGUCUCAUCCGCCUGGUUGAAUGCCACCAGAAACUUUUUGAUGGAAAAAAGCCCUGCCUAUAGGGUGCUUUUGAGUUUCACUCACGACAACGAAAUCGAGACCUUCCAUGCCGCCCUCGGUCUUUUUGAGCCGGACGAAGACUUGCCUACCGACCACAUUCCCUUCCCGAUCCCAUAUUCGCAUAUCCAGGUAACACCUCAAGGGGCAAGAACGAUCACAGAAAAAUUUAGCUGUGGUGAUGCCACAUAUGUGAGGUACGUGGUAAACGAUGCCGUGAUCCCCAUCAAGACUUGUCAAGACGGGCCAGGCUUUUCUUGCGAGCUUUCAGAUUUCGAAAAAUACAUUGACCUGAGACUUGAAGGCAAGAGCUACGGAACUCAGUGCGGCAUCAACUCAACUGUCCCAUCUGUCGUUAGCUUUCUCUGGGAUUACGCCGAAAAGAAUUACACUACGCCCGACGGUGAUUUCUAGCGAGAUUAACACAGAAGAUAUAUUACAUACUCAAGAAAACUCAUGCUCCGAACAAACACACCAGUAACAUUUGACAGGAUCUGCAUCGGUCAGUUGAGAAGAACCGAUCUAUUGCGAGGAUUGCCUCGGAGCACUGCCUGUUUUCAACGCUUUUGUUAAUUAGUGAAUUAUUUUUGAAGACACCAUCUCUCGUUCAGUCAUGUUUUCGGCAAAUGGUGAUCAUGACAGCGGGCUCACCUUGACCCAGCAGUUGCGUUCUUGGAAAACGCUGCGCAUGGCAUUCGGCAGAGAGAAUCAGUCACCCCGCAACGCACGCACAACUGCGGGGCGUCUCAUCAUGUACUUGGUCCACUUGUAGACUUCAGGGAACUCGACUUUGAGGUUGAUACCAAUGCGAUCAACGACAUUGUUCCAUGGAACGAAGGACAAGUCGGCAACUGUGGCACGG
Messenger RNA from Metschnikowia bicuspidata var. bicuspidata NRRL YB-4993, 1870 nucleotides. RefSeq names its product histidine phosphatase family protein. The record is from RefSeq and is a predicted model, not a curated record. Gene Ontology annotation, cellular component: fungal-type cell wall. Gene Ontology annotation, molecular function: acid phosphatase activity. The coding region runs from base 31 to 1422 and encodes 463 amino acids. Lineage: Eukaryota; Fungi; Ascomycota; Pichiomycetes; Serinales; Metschnikowiaceae. The transcript has a single exon.